This is a messenger RNA of Papaver somniferum (opium poppy), 1554 nucleotides long. RefSeq names its product ACT domain-containing protein ACR9-like. The record is from RefSeq and is a predicted model, not a curated record. The transcript is spliced from 6 exons. The coding region runs from base 124 to 1404 and encodes 426 amino acids. NCBI's taxonomy places the organism in Eukaryota, Viridiplantae, Streptophyta, Magnoliopsida, Ranunculales, Papaveraceae.
AGACUAGACAGUAGUACACCUAAAAAACAAACAAGAAAAAAGCGUAAAAAACAACCUCUUUCUUUUUCUUAGAAAGUCAUAGCAGUCACCAGGAUCUUGAGUUUCUGAUUUCUUCUUGAUUUGAUGAAAUCCAUGGGGUUUUCCAGUGAUGAUGUUGUAUUAAUCGAGAAGGGUAAUAAACCAGAGGAACCUUAUGUAAUUACUGUUAAUUGUCCAGACAAAACUGGACUUGGUUGUGAUCUCUGUCGAAUAAUUCUUGAUUUUGGCCUCUCAAUCAGCAAAGGAGAUGUUUCAACAGAUGGAAAAUGGUGCUAUGUAGUGUUAUGGGUUAUUCCACAUUCAUUUUCAAGUAAUAUAAGAUGGGCAAGUUUGAAAGAUCAAUUAGUAUCUGUGUGUCCAUCAAAUUCAGCUUCGUUUUAUUUCAAUCAACAAUCAGAUAGCAAAUCGUCAUCUUCUCCGCUGGUGUACUUGUUAAAAUUCUGCUGCCUUGACAGGAAAGGACUGUUACAUGAUGUUACAAAGGUUCUUUGUGAGCUUGAGCUAACAAUUCAAAGAGUAAAAGUGAUGACAACCCCUGAUGACAAAGUCAUGGAUAUGUUCUUUGUUACAGAUAACUUGGAGCUUUUACACACAAAAAAGAGGCGAGAGGAUACAUGUCGGAGCUUAUAUGCCAUUUUAGGAGAUUCGUGCAUCAGCUGUGAUCUUCAGCUGUCAGGUCCUGAAUAUGAAGCUCUCCAACAAGGGAUGUCUUCUCCUCCACCCACUGUUGCAGAGGAGUUGUUCUGCUGUGAGCUUUCAGAAAAGGAAAAUCUUUCACAUGCUCUAACCCCAGAUCUGAACAAACUAAAAUCACCAAGUGUUACGAUUGACAAUUCCUUGAGUCCAGCUCAUACACUGCUUCAAAUUCACUGUGUUGAUCAAAAGGGUCUGCUUUAUGACAUUAUGAGAACCCUGAAAGACUGCAAUAUUCAGAUAGCUUAUGGCCGGUUCUCAUCCAUCACCAAGGGUUUCCGAGAUGUUGACCUAUUUAUUCAACAAAAGGAUGGAAAAAAGCUUCUAGAUUCCGAGAAGCAAAGCUCUCUUUGUUUCCGUCUAAAGGUGGAGAUGCUUCACCCCUUGCGAGUAAUUAUUUCCAACCGCGGCCCUGACACCGAGCUGCUUGUUGCUAAUCCAGUGGAGAUUUGUGGAAAGGGAAGACCACGCGUCUUCUAUGAUGUCACCCUUGCCUUAAAGGUUCUUGGUAUCUGCAUUUUCUCGGCUGAGAUUGGGAGAAAUUUGACAUCUGAUCGUCAAUGGGAAGUCUACAGGUUCCUUCUAGAUGAAAGCCAUGAGUUUCCGCUUACAAAUAAUCGAGCUAAAAACCAGAUUGUGGACAAAGUAAGAAGAACACUGAUGGGGUGGUGAGUUAUUUCAUUCACUUGUAAAUUUCUGGGGAGUUUUUCCUGUUGCACUGGAUGUUUGGUUCCCUUGUGUAAAAUAUGUACAGUUAAUGAGUGUAAUCUUACCUCCAUGUUAUCUAAUUCAAUGCGGUUUGCAUUCUUUUGUAAUUGGUUC